Molecule: messenger RNA, 2041 nt
Organism: Coprinopsis cinerea okayama7#130
Lineage: Eukaryota; Fungi; Basidiomycota; Agaricomycetes; Agaricales; Psathyrellaceae
Product: TBC1 domain family member 14
Exons: 7
Coding region: 1-1959 (652 amino acids)
Source: RefSeq, a predicted model, not a curated record
AUGGCCAUCAUCGCCGCCGAUGAAUCGAAAGCCCCAGCUGCCGUUCUUAACGUUGACGAUGCAUUUGACGACGGAGACGACGAUGUAGAUUCGGGAUUUGUCUUCUCGCGCGACACCGUCCGCAAAGAGCUCGAGAAGAACCUACCGCCACAUUUGGAUCUUUGGGAGGAAGGCGAAUCGGCCAGUGAGCAUACUGGCUCAACAACGGGCGCUUUCUUUACCAGCCCUCUGUCUGGUUCCAGCUCUGACUUUCACGCACACCGCUAUGGCAAUGCUGGAGAAUGGACAUCGCCAACACUGGAAUCUCCACUGUCGUCGCAACUCUCAGCACUAUCGCUAUCGGCACAUGUCGAAAGUCAUUCUGACGUUGAAGAGGAGGAAGAAGAGAAGAAGUCUGACCCUCCUCGUCCUGAAACUCCCCGGCUGCCAGAAUUUACACAGCACCCGUAUCCCACCGUAAUCAUCGAUGCUUCCAAGGAUCCUUUGCAUCGAGUAACUGUGACUUCAGAACCUCAACCUCAUUCAGCGAAUGGUUCGGCAUCCAACGGUUCACAGGAAGUUGUUCAUGAACAGCGCCCAGAUAAGACGGAGGCCAGCUCUCCGACAGUCGUUCCUCUACCUAUUCCCGGUCCCUCGAGCAACUCUGCACCCGCAUCUCGUCCCCACACUGUAGCCUCGUCGCCAUCGUCCAGCCACCAUGUAGCCAGCACGUCUUCGCUUCCCGAUCCCAGUCCCGGCAAACUACUGUACGAGAAACCUCAAGGACAUAAAUCCAGUCGCUCAACUGUCUCGGGGCCCAGCCUGUUCGAGAAAGUACGCAGCAAGACACGGCCAACUUUCCUACCGCCAAAACCUAGGAAGGAAGAUGACAAGCAUCUCUCAGAUUGGCAGAAUAUGAUGAAGCAGAGUCGAUUAGCUGCUGAAAAGCGACGGAAGGCUCUACAAGACCGACGGCUCCAACGAGAGAAAGCGAUUGAGGAGAACCUUGCGCGAUGGGAAGCAGAGAUUGUGCCGGAUUGGAAGGUUGUCUUCAGGAAUCCCAAUUUGCGGAAACUAUGGUGGCAGGGUAUACCGACGAAGCUUCGCGCUACAAUGUGGGAGAAGGCUGUUGAUCACUUCCGUACUUGCUUGUCCAGAGCCAAACGCGCGCUGAAUGCAGGAGCCUUCCCUGCAGAGGCUCUCAACCUUCUAGAGGAAGAUGUUCGCACAACUCUCCCUGCAAUCCAUAUAUUCCAUCAUGAGACAGGACCGCUCUAUGAGGAUCUGAAAGAGAUGUUAUAUGCAUGGGUCGUUGCUCGCGCUGACGAGGGUCUUGGGUAUACCGCAGGAGCAGCGAGGGUAGCAGCGAUGUUGCUCAUUAACAUGCCUAUUCAGAAUGCAUUCAUCGUCAUGCGCAACCUGUUGGACCGACAUUGUCUGCGAAGCUUCUUUGGCGGCGAACGUUCCAAAGACGAUGUGGAAGCUUACUAUCGAUCAACCGACUCUAGCCCUAACCUGUACCGUCGCCGCUAUAGAAUUUUCGAUACCCUUCUCGCUGAUGGGAUGCCCAAGAUCUACUUCAACUUUAAGCAGCACCAAAUAUCACCUUCGGCAUACCUACCCGACUGGCUAGUGCCCCUGUUCCUUGAUCAUCUGCCUUUCGAAGCCUGCGCAAGGAUAUGGGAUGUCAUUCUGCUUGAAGGUGACUCCUUCCUAUACCGCGCAGCACUCGGCAUGCUCGCAGUAAUGGAACCUAGGCUUUUCUUUCCCGAUCGAAAGGAGCUUCUGGAACUGCUCAAGGGAGAGAACCGGGCGGCAUUGGACGUGGCUAAGCGUGAAGGGAUGCGGCUAGAUGGCGGAAAGUAUGAAAUUUACGGUGUUGACGAGGAGACCCUCUGGGAGAGAAUUGAUCAUAUGGACGAUUGGUGGAAGGAAAGCACAUGGACGCGAUUGAUACAGCGAGAACUCCCCGAUGUAUAGACUUGUUGGGCUAUUUUGUUGCUUGGAGAAGGAUAGGGUACCAAUCUGAAUCACAUUAUUGGGCAUCGAUGUGCCAUUCGGA